AUGAAUCUCAUGGUCUCCUCACAAAUCAACCCUGGAAGUUCGAUGAAGCAAACCUUCAGCCCCAAGCCUGCUCAGGGCAUCCUUCAUCUCCUCGUGGUAGUUCCAGGACUUCACGUUAGAGACGCACUGCCACCAGUGUUAGCUGAAUGCAAUGCACAAGGUUUCUGGAACCAUCUCAAUCAUGUUCUGAAGAAGACCCACUUGAAUAUCCCCGUCGAUUUUCGGGAUAUCGAUUGGAACAACAUCCGAGACGUCUACACACUGAAAGCUGGCCAAACGUCUGCGCGCUUUGUCGAUAUAAUAGAAGAAUCGGUUCGAGUCGUGGCGGAGUCGCUUGGUAAUGUGAUGAAAGUGCUGUCUACAGUGACUACGGUGCAAGAAAUCUCUUGGCUGGUGCUGACGCUAAUGGAAAGUGUGAAAGACGCGGCAGCCGCUGACCUUCAGGUGCGAAGUGGCUGCAGCAUUGAGAGCAAGGACGACAGGAUUUGUGCACACGGCAAAGCGGACUUGCUCUUGCAAAAUGGCAGAAAUUAUGUGGGUCUGGUGGCAAUCACUACCUGCACUACGUCAGAAGAUGAAAUGGCAAAAGUGAUUGUGGGAAUGGAGAUGGCGAACACAUUCAGCAAGGGCGAGCUCACAACAGGUAUCCUGACUGACUUCCGCUCCUGGACUUUCCUUAGGCUUCAAUACCCAAAUGAUCGUGAAGGUAAAGUCGUUGUGACGUUCCAGACAGUGAAGCUUUUGGAGCCUGAAGACCAGUUCCCGAAAGAGGACAACUUGAGGUGUGUGGUUGGCAAGCUUUUGAGUGUCCUGAAGAAAGGAUCUCGAUAA
Phytophthora sojae is the source of this 831-nucleotide messenger RNA. RefSeq lists its product as hypothetical. Lineage: Eukaryota; Oomycota; Peronosporomycetes; Peronosporales; Peronosporaceae. The transcript has a single exon. The coding region runs from base 1 to 831 and encodes 276 amino acids. The record is from RefSeq and is a predicted model, not a curated record.